UCGUGUUUCUGUGCCAUUUCCUUCGGAAAGAGACGCAGAGAUAGUGUACAACUCGCUGCGCAUUGACUCGGACCCAAAGAGGUCUGGCUGCUCCAAGAAACUUGGCUUGGAAGGAAACGUGCUCACUGUGCAUUUCACUGCUAAGGAGCCAAAGCAGUUGAGGGUUGGCGUCAACUCCUUUUUUGACUUUCUGUUACUCGCAAUCAACACGGUCCACCGCUUCGGCCCAGCCUCCUGAGCCCCUUCACCGUGACAUUUUCAAGUAGGCCUCCGUAACAGACAUUGCUAACAUGGCCAUCAAAACUCCAGCACCUUUGGCAAGCAGGGCCAUCUACGGCUACGUGCUCUACGUGUCGUGCCACUUGGGACUUGCCCUGUAUGUGCUUUGGGCAUACAUCCCGAGUUCUUGGCUGAGGGCAAUGGGCGUGACCUACUUUCCGGACAAAGUGUGGGCCAUUGCCGUACCUCUCGCCGGUGUUGUGGCUGUGUUGUUGUUUGGCUUCUGCCUCUACCCUGCCAUCAUUGCCUUUGCCACAGCCCCGAUGGACUCUCCAUCCACCAUUUGCGACAAGUACUCUGUUUAUGAAUACAGAAAGCCACCCAUUGAUGGUGCCAUACCACCUAUCAAGGAUGUCCACAUCUCACAGGUUUGCCGAGAACUGUAUGGGAGUUGAUGCGAGAAUUAAAAGCUCCUGUUAUCGUUUUUGAAAAGCAAA
Messenger RNA from Rhipicephalus sanguineus (brown dog tick), 716 nucleotides. RefSeq names its product phosphatidylinositol N-acetylglucosaminyltransferase subunit P. The coding region runs from base 291 to 674 and encodes 127 amino acids. The record is from RefSeq and is a predicted model, not a curated record. Gene Ontology annotation, biological process: GPI anchor biosynthetic process. Gene Ontology annotation, molecular function: phosphatidylinositol N-acetylglucosaminyltransferase activity. Lineage: Eukaryota; Metazoa; Arthropoda; Arachnida; Ixodida; Ixodidae. Gene Ontology annotation, cellular component: EKC/KEOPS complex. The transcript is spliced from 2 exons.